Mya arenaria is the source of this 2078-nucleotide messenger RNA. RefSeq lists its product as uncharacterized. The coding region runs from base 104 to 913 and encodes 269 amino acids. Lineage: Eukaryota; Metazoa; Mollusca; Bivalvia; Myida; Myidae. The transcript has 6 exons. The record is from RefSeq and is a predicted model, not a curated record.
UAUAAAUCAAGCGAACCAUACCAAAACAAAAGGAAAUGCCGGGGAUUCGAAUUCUGUAGACAAAAGGUUUGCUGCAGUACAUGUAUAAUCCGGUGACCACACCAUGCCAGCAACCAAUUUCACCUGGGGAAGAAGCGAAGAUUCCCCGAUAUUUCAAGUUUUUGGUGGCAAGAGGAAAAGCUCCUUAGGAGAACAGGAUUCUAGCAUUACUACCAAAAGCAAGCGCCAAUGUACGGAGUACCAUGUGACAUCGCUUAGCUGUAAAGGGGGGGAGGAGUCAGAAAUGGAAUCCCUAGACACCCAGCCCCGCCCCACUGAUCAGGGAAUACCCAAUGGUCAGUACGGCUAUAUGGCAUGUCCAGACAUGGUACAACCAUGCAGACACCUUGCGGAGUCUCAGGUUUGGAAUACACGUGUUCCACCUCUUCCUGAUUCUUCGGGUGACCAUGGAAACAACAACAACAACAACUGCGGCAUAUUCAACAACAAUGUCUCUGGUUUUAAUGCAGGAGCAGAACUUAACAACAAUCAGAACGACAUGAUCAUGGAUCUGAAUGAUGAGGUGUAUUCUACAGCCGCCCCUCCCCAGAAUCUCAACCCCUUUCCCAAUACCACCCCCAUCCCUCCUCACAUCCCCGGAGCUCACAGUAACCCUUUGUUCCUCCCCCACCCCUCCGGCUCAAUCCUCCCCCUAAACCCUCAAACGGAUGCAGAGUAUGAGGCAGCUUGCAAUAUGAUGGCAUCUAUGGAAGGAGAGGGGGCACCAAACCCUCAACAGUAUAACACAGCCUAUUGUGACCAGUUCUGUGUAGGGGGUCACAGAAGUCCUUCAUCGGGAACUGUACGCUGCCAAUGUAAGCCUUCCUGGGAAGGCCUACACGAUGUCCGUCCGUAUGUCUCUGACUACUAUUGAUCUCACUCAUCAAAGUGUUCACUCGUUGUGUUCACUCGUUUGCUUCUUCGCGCACAGUGUUUUAUAUUGACAGUUUUAUUGGGUUUUUACUUUUUAUACUGUUGGAUGUUGUCUCAGUUCAAGGUUUUAAUAGUUAUGAGUUGAUGACUUUAUUGUUGAUAGUUAAUGGUUUGUUUGUAAAUAUUGUGCUAACUUUGUAAUUUAAUCUUAUUUCAGACAACUUGAUGUCUGUCUUAAUCAAUGUCACUAAAACUGCGAUAUUGGUUUUUUGUUGUAUAAAUUUAGUAAUACGAGUUUAGUAUAUAGAUUUGUAUUGUACCAGUAGUAAUGUUUAAUUCUUGCAAACAUGCAAAUCUGCCAAUAUAAAAGAAAGAUAGAUUUAGGCUUAAAGGUUGCACUCUCACAGAUUUACCAUUUUUGCAACUUUUUUAUUUUUUGUCUUGGAAAGAGCAAAUUUUUGCGUAAAAAGAUCUGCAAACCAAUGAUAUAAGUUUGCCGACAAAAAAUCAGAUCGUAGGUUUUCAUAUUUCCGUGCGAAAAUUAAUGUUUUAUGGCUUGAACCAUUAUUAACGGUUUAAGAAAAAUGCAUAAAACAUCAAUUUUUGAACUUAAAUAUAAAAAUCUGCGAUCUAAUUUUUUGUCAGCAGUCUUAUAUAACUGGUUUCCAUGGAUUUUCGCAAAAAUUGGCUCGUUCCAAGACAACAAAUUAAAAAGUUGUCAAAACGUUGAAUCUGUGAGAGUGCAGCAUUACUCAUGCAAGUUUCUUGUUUAAAGGUUUAAUUUAUGCAUGUAUUCUACAAGGUUUCAUACCUUUAUGGCUUAGUAUAGCUUAUAAUCUAUAAGCUCAUUAAUGUAAAGUGUAUUUUGGCAGGACAUGUAUGCUUUAACAUUUUGUGAAAGGUUCAUUAUAAUCCUCAUUCAUUUGUAACAUACUGAAUUUUACUAUAUUGUGUUCAAGAUUACCAUAUGUUAAAUAUUUUAUAAAAUCAAAUCAUUUGUAAAACAGGAACCAGAAAACAGUUACAUCAGGUCUUAAGUUGUUGUAUUUCUUACUUUAACAAUUGAAAUAUAUGUCAUAAGUUAUUGAGGACCUUCAAUAUAUGGAUGAUAUGCAAUAUAUUUUGAAGAUAUAUGUGAAUGAGGCUUUAAAAAUGUUUUGACUUUA